Eremomyces bilateralis CBS 781.70 is the source of this 1909-nucleotide messenger RNA. Its product is annotated as Nitrilotriacetate monooxygenase component A/pristinamycin IIA synthase subunit A. Lineage: Eukaryota; Fungi; Ascomycota; Dothideomycetes; Eremomycetales; Eremomycetaceae. The record is from RefSeq and is a predicted model, not a curated record. The transcript has 2 exons. The coding region runs from base 228 to 1802 and encodes 524 amino acids. Gene Ontology annotation, molecular function: monooxygenase activity; oxidoreductase activity, acting on paired donors, with incorporation or reduction of molecular oxygen.
GAGAUCGUAAGAUGCUAAUGUGAUGCUCGCGGCUGUUUCCGAGUCGGGCCUUUGGCCUGACUCCUACUGCAGUUCAAACCCGCAGACGGUUGUCCGGGCCGAUAGACCAGUAAUUGCUUUCUCCAUACGUAUUAUAAGCCUUUGACGCUCCCAUUUGAUAGCAAGAGGUCCUCACGCAGCCAUUCGCCCUUCAGAAAGUCGUUUGAAGAACUUAUCGAACCAUCGCAAUGUCUCCGCCCACAGUCUCCCCCCCAAAGAAGAGGAUAUACCUCAACUUCUUCGAAAAUGCGUGCACUGGGUCCCAUAUGUCGCCAGGCCAAUGGCGCUCACCAUACGACCGGACUUCCGGCAAAGACCGACUGCCAUACUGGCUGAAUCUUGCUCGCCUCGCUGAGGAAGGAAAAAUUAGCUUCAUCUUCUUUGCGGAUUCCUAUUCUCUUUUUGAUGUCUACUCGAGAAGCACUGCCCCGAUUCUCCGUGCAGGUGCACAUUCCGCUGGAUUGGACCCGAUGGUUCUCAUUCCGGCGAUGGCAUCCGUCACCAAGUCCGUUGGUUUCGGCGUCACCGGCAGCACCAGCUACCUGACACCGUACAUUCUGGCACGGACUUUCAGCUCCUUGGAUCAUCUCACAAAUGGACGAGUUGCAUGGAAUGUUGUCACGAGCUGGAGCAAGGCCGCAGCGACAGCGUUGGGUGCAGAUGAUGUUGUGCCGCAUGAUGAACGGUAUGCAGUGGCUCAUGAAUACAUGGACCUGGUCUAUAAGUUCUGGGAGAGCUCUUGGGCGGAUGAUGCGGUUGUCUGGGACGCGGAGAACAGAGUUGCUUUUGAGCCCUCGAAGGUGAAGAAAAUUGAGCAUAAGGGCAAAUAUCUGAAAGCUUCGGCCGCCUCCCAAACUCACCCUUCUCCUCAACGCACUCCGGUUCUCUUCCAAGCCGGAACAUCCAAGAUGGGUCGUGCAUUUGGCGCUAAGCAUGCUGAAGCCAUCUAUGUUGGAGGCUUGGUCCCCUCACAGACUGCCGGAUCAAUUGCUCAGAUCCGUGCCGACGCAGCUGCCGAAGGGCGCGAUCCCCAAUCUCUCAAGUUCUUUGUCGGUAUCACCCCAAUUAUUGGACGAACACUGGAAGAGGCGCAAGCGAAGUAUGAACAGGCAAGACAGGACGCAGACGUCGUUGGCGGUCUUGCACAGUUUUCUGGCUAUACCGGAAUUGAUCUGGCCCGCUUCCCGCUCGACGAAGUCUUUGAGUUAAAAGAUGCUCCUGGAGAUGACGCCACCCAUACGUUCUUGGAGAACUUCAACAAAGCAACCGGUAACACGGAACCUUGGACUCCUCGAAGACUAGGCGAGACCAUGGCUCUUGGUGGCUUCCAUCCGGCCCCUGUUGGCACUCCAGAGAUGGUGGCCGAUGUAUUUGAGCAGUGGAUCAACGAAGCAGAUGUUGAUGGCUUUAACAUUGCUUAUGUGACCAGCCCUGGCACAUUCGAGGACGUUGUCUACCUUCUGCGACCCGAGUUAGUAAAGAGAGGUCUCAUGUGGGAAGACUAUGACGUGGAAGGAGGUACAUUGCGGGAGAACCUGUAUGGAGUCAAGGGUCAGACUCGUCUGAGGGAUGAUCACUACGGGCACAAGUUCAAGUGGGGGAGUGGGUUUGAAGGGGACACAAUCGAAGCCUUCAAAGCGGAGCAAGCGGUAAAAGAGAGUGUGAACGGAACCAACGGUGAAAGCAAAACGAACGACAUUGAAGUUCCUCUGACACAAGGCAGCGUCGUGGUUGGGAAGGAACCCGUAGUAGUUAAGACCUAGUGGAAUUGAAGGAACUAUUUUCAAGAAAACCCUCUGGCAUCAGUGCCAUUUGAGCUGUAUUAAUUCUUUCUGUAGGAUCAUGUAGUCAAUAUCACCACUUGCACUCC